AUGGCCGAUAAGUCCACUCCCGCUGCUGCCUCCGCCAAGGAGCCAACUCCUGGAGACACCAACUUCAUGAUCAACAUAUUCCGCCACAUGACUGAGAAGCCCAAUAUCGAUUGGGAGGCCUUCGCUGCCACCGCUGGUUUCAAAGGCGCUAGUGUCGCUCAGACCCGGUACGGUCAGAUUCGCAAGAAGUACGAGCUCAACUCGAUUGUUGGCAGCCCUGUCAAGAAGAGGAAGGGAAACUCCACUGCUGAGGAGGAGUCUCCCGCCAAGGUUGCCAAGACUGGCGGCCGCGUCGGCACCAAGGGCCGUAAGGGCAAGGGCAAGGCGGCGGUCAAGACCGAGGACGACGACGACGCCGCGGACGGCCUGGACAACAAGGGCGCCGUCAAGAUGGAGGGUGACGAUGAGAACUGA
This is a messenger RNA of Colletotrichum gloeosporioides, 414 nucleotides long. RefSeq lists its product as uncharacterized. The transcript is spliced from 2 exons. The record is from RefSeq and is a predicted model, not a curated record. Bases 1 to 414 code for a protein of 137 amino acids. Lineage: Eukaryota; Fungi; Ascomycota; Sordariomycetes; Glomerellales; Glomerellaceae.